This is a messenger RNA of Gongylonema pulchrum, 237 nucleotides long. NCBI's taxonomy places the organism in Eukaryota, Metazoa, Nematoda, Chromadorea, Rhabditida, Gongylonematidae. The record is from the annotation of a GenBank genome assembly.
AUGAAUAUGAGUGCAUUGCAGCAGCAGCAGCAGCGUACCAAAGCCAGUGCUUUACACAGCUCCAGCAGUGCAGCAGCCGAACGCUGGACAACGAGCUAUCGACCGAUUAGCAACUGCUGCGAACGGCUCCGAGACCGAGUGACUGGACUAACGAAACUGGCCGCAUGGCUGACUCGGCAGAGUACCCCAGCAAACGGACUGCCGCUGAUUUCAAAAAUACGUGCGAUCAUACCGUAA